This is a messenger RNA of Vicia villosa (hairy vetch), 530 nucleotides long. RefSeq names its product probable polyamine transporter At1g31830. Gene Ontology annotation, molecular function: transmembrane transporter activity. The record is from RefSeq and is a predicted model, not a curated record. Bases 32 to 331 code for a protein of 99 amino acids. Lineage: Eukaryota; Viridiplantae; Streptophyta; Magnoliopsida; Fabales; Fabaceae. The transcript has 2 exons.
AGAUUUAUCUGUUACUCUCACAAAUUCUGGCAUGGAACCCAACAUUGGUGAAUAUGUUCCACCAGAAGAAUCUUCUUCUGUUCCAAAACUAGUCAAACUAAAAAAAGUUUCAGAUAUACCUCUAAUUUUCCUAAUCUUUUAUGAGGUAUCAGGAGGACCAUUUGGUGUAGAAGACACAGUAAGAGCAGCAGGUACAAUGUUUCAUGAAAAUGGUGGCUAUGUAGUUUGGGUUUCAUCUGCAUUAGGCCCUUUUUGGGGUUUUCAGCUUGGUUGGAUGAAAUGGCUUAGUGGUGUAAUUGACAAUGCUUUAUACCCAGUUAUACAAAAUUAAUCACAUAUCAUUGGAUAUUUUUAUGAUUAGAAAAAAUCAAGCACAUCUUAUGUGGCUCCAAAUCCAAAGGUUAAUAUUCACUUAGUAUGUUUUAUUAGGCCUAUGCUCUAAAUCACAAAUAAAUCUUUUCUUUGACGAGAAAUCUUAAGCUCAACUCAACUACUUCAUUAAAAUAAGAGCUGUAGUUUUAACUUGUAAG